GGGGCAGGAGGAGCCCUGCUCCUCCAUCCCCAGCCCGGAUGGGCAUCACGUGGCUCCUGAGUUACAGGCCAGGAAAAUCCCAGCCCUUGCACACUCAGCCUCCCAUACCCCUCUAUUCACCUAGCCUGACGCACUCAGCCUCCCAGACCCACCUUGAGCACAUUCCCCAGCACAGUUCCGUCACCCUCAGCUCCUGCCACUUCUCCCCUGCAAUACUGCCAGCCUUUCCCAAAUUCCCAGAGCUACAACCUUGCCCUGUCCCUCACCCCAAACCCACCAUGUCCCUGAGGCCACUGAAAUUCCAGGCACUAGGUGAAGAAAAUGAAGAGGAUGAGGAGGAAGAGAGCCUGGACUCUGUGAAGGCACUGACGGCCAAGCUACAGCUGCAGACACGGCGGCCCUCAUAUCUGGAGUGGACAGCCCGGGUGCAGAGCCAGGCCUGGCACAGGGCCCAACCCAGACCGGGGCUGGGGGUCCCUGGGACCCUCUGCGGCUUUGACUCAAUGGACUCUGCCCUUGAGUGGCUCAGACAGGAGCUGCGGGAGAUGCAGGCUCAGGACCAGCAGCUGGCAGGACAGCUGCUUCGGCUGCGGGCCCAGCUGCACCGGCUGAAGGUGGACCAAGCCUGUCACCUGCACCAAGAGCUGCUGGACGAGGCCGAACUGGAGCUGGAGCUAGAACCGGGGGCCGGCCUUGCCCUGGCCCCACCGCUGCGGCACCUCGGCCUCACGCGCAUGAACAUCAGUUCGCGACGCUUCACCCUUCGCUGAGCUAUCUCUGCGCCUCCUCAGAUCUCCUUGGAGGGGGAAGGGAGGGUGUCCCGGAGGUGCUGGCACCUCGCAGAGGGGUGGUGAGAGGCUUGGGGGGGUGUCACUCAGCUCUCUGGGAGCAUAAAGCCCCUGCUGGCCUAGCUUGGGGAUAGGGGGUGUUGGAAGAAGGGGAGAGGCCUGCAGAGCCCCAAGUUCUUCAAUAAAGACCCACUCUGUCUCUCA
Suricata suricatta (meerkat) is the source of this 992-nucleotide messenger RNA. RefSeq names its product family with sequence similarity 167 member B (gene FAM167B). Lineage: Eukaryota; Metazoa; Chordata; Mammalia; Carnivora; Herpestidae. The transcript is spliced from 2 exons. Bases 39 to 770 code for a protein of 243 amino acids. The record is from RefSeq and is a predicted model, not a curated record.